This is a messenger RNA of Neolamprologus brichardi, 573 nucleotides long. NCBI's taxonomy places the organism in Eukaryota, Metazoa, Chordata, Actinopteri, Cichliformes, Cichlidae. The record is from RefSeq and is a predicted model, not a curated record.
AACGUCUGUACGUGCGCAAAUGUUUUCCAAGCGUGGAUAGCGUCAUCGCGGUAAGGAUGUGGGGAAUUCCCGUGAUUUAAACAACAACACAUAAACCUAAGACUAGACAUCAAGACUUCAAGACAACGCCGGUUCAUCGUCAACAUGUUUGUUGGGAACUCACUUAUCGUGCCAGCGCUGUUCCUGCUCUCUGGUUCACUCUGUGGUGCCUCAGUGGUGGAUCCUGUUCCCACCUUUGACCACCGAGACCCGGUAACCGAAGAAAUCCUCAAAUGUCCCAAGUGUCCACCGGGCACGUUCAUGUCUGCACAUUGCACUGCCACCACACCCACACAGUGUCAGCCGUGCAAAAAUGGCCACUUCACCGAUCUGUGGAACUACAUGCCCAGGUGUCUGUACUGCAACAACCUUUGCACAGGUAACCUGGAGGUGGAAACAGAGUGCUCCCCGACAACCAACAGGAUCUGUCGGUGCAAAGAAGGCUUUUACUCGGCUGAUGACUUCUGUAUCCGGCACACAGAGUGUGGCCCCGGAUACGGGGUUCAAACUAAAGGUACAGUAUUCAUUUAUUAA